This is a messenger RNA of Eimeria tenella, 351 nucleotides long. RefSeq lists its product as uncharacterized. NCBI's taxonomy places the organism in Eukaryota, Apicomplexa, Conoidasida, Eucoccidiorida, Eimeriidae. The transcript has a single exon. Bases 1 to 351 code for a protein of 116 amino acids. The record is from RefSeq and is a predicted model, not a curated record.
AUGCAACCUGCCCUGUCCUCCGCUAGUCACCUCCUCCGCUGCAUCGCACUAUUUUCCGACACGCGCGGCCCACCUCUCCCCUGCAAGCCACCUCCCAUGCGCUUCCUCCUCUUCACCUCCAAAACGGCGCUCCCUCCUCUGCAAACCCCCUCCCUCAGCCACAGCGACCGCUUCCCCAGCCGCUCCAACUGCAGCCUACCCACGAACCAAAGUGUCAUCGCCGCACCAAAAACGAGCAGCGGAAUGCACCAAACACAACCACGCCCUUCUCCUCUUCUUGCAAGCCUUCAUUCACGACCCGUCAAACCACCACACACAACCCACCUCGGUUUGGAGGAGGCAGCAGCAUGA